AUGUGGACGCCGAUCCUUAAGGACUUUGCCCGUCGUCUCUCUCCGAUCCGCGCCCGCGAAGCGUUCGCGCGUCUGACGCCGUCCCAUCCCUCCUUUCCGUUAAAAAAGGUCACCGUCCGCGCGGCCGCGCCGUCCACGCGCACGAUCGAAGAAGAAGUCGCCCUCGACGAAGCCCCGCUCACGCUCCUGCGCGAGGGCGGCGGCGACGACGCCGGAUCCAUGCGCGCGAAAUUCGAGAAGAUGAUUCGCGCCGCGCAAAACGAGAUCUGCUCCGCGGUCGAGGAGCUCGACGGCCAGAAGUUCCAAGAGGACGCGUGGACGCGCCCGGGCGGCGGCGGCGGCAUCUCCCGCGUCCUCCAGGGCGGCAACGUCUUCGAGAAGGCGGGCGUGAACGUCUCCGUGGUGUACGGCCAGAUGCCCCCGGAGGCGUAUCGCGCCGCGACGGGAGAGCAGGGCUCGGGCAAAGAGAUGAUCCCCUUCUUCGCCGCGGGCAUCUCCUCCGUGAUGCACCCGCACAACCCGAUGGCGCCCACGGUGCACUUCAACUACCGGUACUUCGAGACGGACGCGCCGGAGGGCGCGGAGGCGGCGCCCAGAGCGUGGUGGUUCGGCGGCGGCACGGAUCUCACCCCGUCGUACGUCUUCCCGGAGGACGCCGCGCACUUCCACGGGACGCUCAAAGACGCGUGCGAUAAGCACGACGAGGCGUUCUACCCGCGGUUCAAGGAGUGGGCGGACGAUUACUUCAUCAUCAAGCAUCGGAUGAACGAGCGACGGGGGAUCGGCGGCGUGUUUUUCGACGACAUGAACGACCGGCCGCAGGAGGAACUUCUCGCGUUCGCCACGGACAUGGCCGCCGCGGUGGUCCCGGCGUACGUCCCGCUCGUCGCGAAGCACAAGGACGACGAGUUCACGGAGCAACAGCGGGAGUGGCAGCAGAUGCGUCGCGGGCGGUACGUCGAGUUUAACCUCGUGUACGAUCGCGGCACGACGUUUGGCUUGCGCACGGGCGGUCGGAUCGAGUCGAUUCUCAUGUCGCUUCCGCUGACGGCGAGGUGGCAGUACGACAUGCAGCCGGAGGAGGGGUCGCGCGAGGCGGACGCGCUCGACGCGUUCAGGAACCCGCGGACGUGGUUGGCGUGAGCGAUGACGCGUCGUGCGUGAGAAACGCGGCGGCGGACGCGGCGGCGGGAGAGAAGAAAGAGGAUGAAGAAGAGGAGAGAGAAGAGAACGGGUGGCGGGGAGGCGUCGAUGAAACUGAAUGAUUUUUGGCGACGGAUGGACGCGCCGCGCGGUCGCGCGCGGCGAUCAAAGUUGUUGUUAAUACGAACGAAUGGCGACGUGUUCGAAGGUUGAGUGUUAAAGAAAAUCUUUAAAUAUUUAAAUCUUUAUCACUUUCGAUUGAAAAACAAAAC
Molecule: messenger RNA, 1415 nt
Organism: Micromonas pusilla CCMP1545
Lineage: Eukaryota; Viridiplantae; Chlorophyta; Mamiellophyceae; Mamiellales; Mamiellaceae
Gene: HEMF
Product: coproporphyrinogen III oxidase chloroplast precursor
Exons: 1
Coding region: 1-1143 (380 amino acids)
Cellular component (GO): chloroplast stroma; cytoplasm
Molecular function (GO): coproporphyrinogen oxidase activity
Source: RefSeq, a predicted model, not a curated record